UUUUCAUAGAUGGCCCAAUAAUUCUGUGCUCAUCUGUUUCACACGAGCUAGACUUUGUUUUGUACUGCCCUCUCAAAGGGAGUGAUGCACUUGUGUCGUCACAUCUUCAAACACAUAACAACUACAUCUUUCAGUCUAUAAGCGUGUCCUUUUACUAUAUAAUCUCUCUCUGUCUCUUUGUCUCACUGUCUUCAUGCUGGCUUUUCCCUGCAGCAGGAUUCACAGGAUGAAGGGCUUUGUUACCAUGGAGACAUUGACUCUGAGCAUCCUUCCAGUGCUUUGACCCUCCCAGGUCUGAGAUACGGAGCACAGGUCAAAAUGUUCCAGAACCAGGUUCCUCUGCUCCCUGGAGAGACCAUCCAAACUACAGUCAAGGAUGUGAUGUACAUUUGUCCAUUCAGCGGUCUGGUUACUGGGACUUUGACCAUCACAGACUACAAGCUGUACUUCAUCAGUGUGGAAAAGGACUCUCCCUUCAUUCUGGAUGUGAACCUGGGAGUCAUCAGCAGGAUCGAAUCUAUCAGUGUUCCCAACCAAGGAGAGAACAACAAGGGACUGGAGCUGGUCUGCAAGGACAUGAGGAGUCCCAGGUUUGCCUAUAAGAUGGAGGAGAGCCAGCCGGACGUGGUGGAGGUGCUGACCAAACAUGCCUUUCCUCUGUCCCACAGUCUGCCCUUGUUUGCCUUCCUGUACAAAGAGCAGUUUCCUGUGGACGGCUGGAAGGUGUAUGACCCAGCAGCAGAAUACAGACGUCAGGGGCUUCCUAAUGAGAGCUGGACCAUCAGUAAGAUAAACAGCACCUACGAGCUAUGUGACACGUAUCCUUCCAUCCUGGUCAUCCCCACCAACAUCACAGAUGAAGACAUCAAACGAGUGGCUGUGUUCAGAGCCAAGCACCGUAUACCGGUCUUGUCCUGGAUCCACCCGGAGUCUCAGGCCACCAUUGUACGCUGUAGCCAGCCGCUAGUUGGGCCGUCAGACCGUCGCUGUAAAGAAGACGAACGCUUUCUCCAAAUCAUCAUGGGCAACGCUCAGUCCCACAAGCUCACCAUCUUUGAUGCCCGACAGAGCAGCGUGGCCAUCACCAACAAGGGAAAGGAUGGAGGGUAUGAAAGCGAGAGUUUCUACCCCAAUGUAGAGCUAAACUUCCUGGAAAUUCCAAACAUUCAUGUGAUGAGGGAGUCUCUCAGGAAGAUGAAGGAUGUCGUUUAUCCUACCAUAGACGAAGCCCACUGGCACUCCUUUAUCGACCAGACGCACUGGCUGGAGUACAUACGGCUGUUAUUAGCAGGAGCAGCAAAGGUAGCUGAUAAGCUGGAGUCUGGGAAGACGUCGGUGGUGGUUCACUGCAGCGACGGCUGGGACAGGACAGCCCAGCUUACCUCUCUGGCCAUGCUGAUGCUGGACAGUUACUAUCGCACACUGAGAGGCUUCCAGGUUUUAGUGGAGAAGGAGUGGAUUAGUUUUGGACACAAGUUUGCUGCUCGCGUGGGCCACGGUGAUGAGAACCAUGCUAACUCAGAGCGCUCGCCUCUGUUCGUCCAGUUUAUCGACUGCGUCUGGCAGAUGACUCGACAGUUCCCAGCAGCCUUUGAGUUCAAUGAGCUCUUCCUGAUCACCGUGCUGGACCAUCUGUACAGCUGUCUGUUUGGUACAUUCCUCUACAGCAGUGAACAGGAGCGGGCCAACCAGGAGGUUCCAGCCAAGACUGUGUCUCUCUGGUCGUACAUCAACAGCCAGCCCGAGGACUUCACCAACCCCUUCUACGUGGACUAUGAGAACCACGUUCUCUACCCGAUGGUUUCGCCCAGACACCUGGAGCUUUGGACCAGUUACUAUGCCCGCUGGAACCCACGCAUGAGGCCACAGGUACCAGUGCACCAGACUCUGAAGGAUCUGCUGAUCCUGAGAGCAGAGCUCCAGAGAAGGGUGGAGGAGCUGCAAAGAGAGGCUUCAUCCCACUCCCUGUCGUCCUCCUCGGACCACUCCCCGACACACACUGCAGGAACCCCGCUGCACACGGCUGUCUGACAGGGACGGCCACACAUGACUGCUUUUAUGUGUUUUAACAAAGUUACACCAAAAUACUAAUUGACUGAUAUUUUUAUCAACAUUUCCAUUUGAGAAAAAUAAAAUAACUCCUCGAGAUAUUUGUAAAAUUAAAAAGCAUUUAGAAAAUGUUUUAAACUAGACCUAACUGAAGCGUCCUGUUAACUAUAUUUAUAUUAUUUUUAUUGCACUUCACAAGAGCAUGGAUUUUUUCUACUGUUCAACCAAAGCAUGUUAGAAAACAUGUUAAUAUAAAGUGAUUUGGGUUCAUUUUCUUGUUGCACUCUGUGGAUGUUGCACCAGUUCAACCUUAAAACUAAUUAUGUGAAUGCAAAGCAUGAAAAAUAAAAAGUUAUUCUUAUUCAGAGUUUGUGGUUUAAGGCUCUACGUGCAGAUUUUUAUAUGAUGUGUUGUUGUUUUAGGGCUCUGCUGCUCUGACGAGUCACAUGCACUGCUGAACACGCUCCAGCUGGUAAUGUUUAUUGAUUUGUAAUGAAGACAGUUAUGAACGGAAACUGUAAAAUUAUUGAACUCUAAAGAAGAUAACA
Messenger RNA from Maylandia zebra (zebra mbuna), 2597 nucleotides. The record is from RefSeq and is a predicted model, not a curated record. NCBI's taxonomy places the organism in Eukaryota, Metazoa, Chordata, Actinopteri, Cichliformes, Cichlidae.